AUGCCGAGUAAGAUUGAUUUGUUCAAUGAUAUUAUAUCGAGCACUGCGAGCACUCCGACCCCCAUGGUAUGGUUUAUUUGAAUGUGUAUCCUCUAUGCACUCGUCUUCAGUGUCAAUGUCUGCCCGCAACGACUCCUUCCACUUCCCCCACCUGCAUUCCCUACGAUUCCCGACUCCAGGCGGCGAGUCUCGAGGAAGCUAUCGUUGCUUUUCCCGACCUGACCAUCACAAGACAAGAGAAGACCACUCAGGUAACCUUCAAUUCAGUUUGCCAUAGUCUAAGACUUUCCAGACUGCUUCACUAAAUAAUUGCAAGACGAAACAAUGUCGAGACUGCUAUAGAGAUCUGCGAAGUCAACUCCGAAAAGUCUGUGUGAACUCUUCGUUCCCCCGUCUAACCAAUCGCCCUGUUCAGGUCGGUCUCUUGCCGGCCACAAUCGAUCAAGUGUUCGGCAACCAGCGGAACUUUUCGACGUGUCAAAAGUACAGAUUCACGCGCAAAGACGAGGGGGUUUACGAGAAAAGGAAGAAGGCGAAGCAGCACUUUGAAUGGGAUUACGAAGAGUGUACUGGUACGUGGUGUGUUCUCGGGCACAUUUGAUAUAUUCCAGACGAGGAUGAAGGGGAUUAUUAUGUGGAUGGCACCGGGCGGAAGAAAAACAACAAUGUGCCGAAGAAGAUUGUGAAGAGGGAUGUGGAAGCAACGACGGCCAUUUCGCAACCGAACACCACUGCGAUGAACUCGACUGGAAUCAUUGGUGAGUUCGUUCUUGAACAUCACUUCCGUGUUUGCAACCUGCCCAGGGAGGUCAUCUCAUUUUCCAAAUUCCAAUCUCUCUCUCGCUUUCCGUUUCUCAUUUGAAAUUACUAACCAAUGUUCGAUAACGGCAUGCAACCUUGACGAAAGCCGUCGUGUCGACUUGAUCUGUGUAACCUUCAUUAAACCUCUGUCUCGCAAACAAGAAAGAGUGCAGAAAAAGCGACAGAAUUCCUUUCAGGCAUCCGAUUUCCGAUCUCUUGCACGACGCGCGGAGUCACCCCGGACGGCCUGGGCACCGUGUCGUUGUGCAGCACGUGCUGGGUCUGGCGACGUCUUCCGAGUACCUACUACCCGGCAUAUCUGAACGAGAUCGUGUGCGACUACGCGGACACCGUCUGCCUGAGUGGUUCGUGACUGGAAGCCAAUGUGGAAGCGGAAGACUACUCAACUUUUUUUCUUCUAGGAUACGCGUCUUGUCAAACUGGAACCCAGCAGCUGAAUGUGUUGCGAAAUGACAGUGGAAAACUGGUGCCGGUGUCCGUGACCGCUGGUAUCAACUGCGAGUGCCGAGUGUCAGCCGGAUCUGCGCUCGAGUCGCUCGUGCUCGGACAGGGCACCUCUGCCGCGAUGGCCCCUCUCGCCACCUCAAGUACAAAAGCGCCAAGCACGACGGGCAAACCGAAUCGUUAGGGUACAAAAGAACUCUUAUGGUAUAAUGCCAUCCAUGAACAUUUCCUCCAUGUAUUGUGUCUAUUGUUUCUUUCUUUCUUUUUCAAAACGGUUUGCUUCUUCCGCUGCUGUCCUUUUUCGACAGCAAAACGCCCGUUAUUCAAGGUGAGAUUAUGGCGAUAAGUGAAUGCCAUUCGGGGGAAGCGAGAGAGAGAAUGUGUGACACGGAGAGACGCUGUCAAUCGUAUCAAAAGACUUCCUGUAGCUUCUGUUGGGGAAAGCGACCUUGGCGGCCGUCGUACUUGAAGGAAACACAAUUUUUUAUCGCCGAAAAAGGCAAUGCCUGCCACCCGGCCGCCGUUGUUUUUGCUUAUCAACAACGAUUUUGUUGCGUGCCGCCCAUUUACUACGGAAUUCGAAGAGAGAAAGCAGAAAUCGGAGAGGACAGAGAGAUGGAUGCGGGUGGUCGGGCAGCGGGUCUGAGCGAGUAUAAAAGGACGGCCGAGCGCCAGAAAAGGUACCUGGCUUUUAGUCAUGGAGAAAUUCCUCGUCACCCUCUCUACCGGAGCUGCCUCCAUCGCCGUUCUCGCGGUUCUCUUCACCGUGCCAUCCCUCUACAACACCAUCAAUGAGGUGCACGAUGAGGUAAACAUUCCCUUCUUGGUCAAUAGAAUCUAAACAUUCCUUACAGGUUCUCGAUGGAGUUUCCGUCUUCCGCGCCGAGACCGACUCUGCCUGGACCGAGAUGAUGGACAUCCAAAUCACCGUCACCCCACCAUCGAAGCCACGUGUCAACCCAUUCAACUCGAUCUUCCGCCAGAAGCGUCAGACCUUCUCUGGACUCCCAGCCUGGUGCCAAUGCGAGCCAACUAAGCCAACGUGCCCGCCAGGACCACCAGGACCACCAGGACAGCCAGGACAGCCAGGACUCCCAGGAGGCCCAGGACCAAAGGGAGAGGACAGCACUGUCACCUACGCCCCGAUCACCUGCGCUCCAGUCAGCCAGGACUGCAUCAAGUGCCCAGAGGGACCAGCCGGACCAGAAGGACCAGCAGGAUCUGCUGGACCAGCCGGACCAGACGGACAGCCAGGAGCCCCAGGAAACGCCGGAGCCCCAGGAGCCGACGGACAGCCAGGAGCCCCAGGAGACGACGGACAGCCAGGAGCCCCAGGACAAGACGGAGCCCCAGGAGCCCCAGGAAAGGACGGACAACGCGGAUCCGGAGCCGCUGGAGCCCCAGGAGCCCCAGGAAACGCUGGACCAGCUGGACCAGCCGGACAAGACGGAGCCCCAGGACAAGACGGACAGCCAGGACCAGCGGGACCAGCCGGACAGGACGGAGCCCCAGGAAACGCCGGAUCCGACGGACAGCCAGGAGCCCCAGGAGGCCCAGGACUCCCAGGAAACGACGCCGCUUACUGCGCGUGCCCACCAAGAUCCGCCGUCUUCGUCUCCCGCCAUUAG
This is a messenger RNA of Caenorhabditis sp. 36 PRJEB53466, 2894 nucleotides long. Lineage: Eukaryota; Metazoa; Nematoda; Chromadorea; Rhabditida; Rhabditidae. The record is from the annotation of a GenBank genome assembly.